AUGGCUGAAAUAGCCGAUACGGCCGCAAGCAUCAUCACAAUAUGGGACCUGGUCAGCUCGGCCGCCAAGGUUCAAAAUACACAAAAGAGCUGGCGGCAUUAUCUCAGUGAGCUUGAGAAUCUCGGCCAUUCCGUACUCGGAGAUAUAGUUGCGAAGUCACAAGAAGUUCGCAGCCUCCAAAUUGAAGUCAACGAGAAGAAGGAAAGCUUCAUCGACUAUAUCAAUAGAAGCCUGACGCUUGUUCGGAACCAGGCGCUGUCUAUUCUGCACCAAGUCCUUGAUCCGAAACAGAACGGGAUUCGCCGUCGCGACCGCUUGAAGAAGUUCGUUUCAAAAGGGGCAAGAUAUCUCCAGUUCCUCCUGAAGGAGAGCGACAUUAAGAAUCUGUUAACUGCCGUCGAGCACGCCAAAUCAACUCUCCAGUCUGCAAUCUGCAUAGCACAUCUGCAUCUGGCCAUUUCCAAAUCGCUAAAUCAGGGGGCUGGGAAGCUUGAGGGAAACCUGGACAUUGAAAAGACGCUCUUCGGCAUCAAGGAUCAAAUGAUAGAGCAGUCUCAAGCUCUAAAUGAUCUUCACAAGGCUCAGAAGCUCGAUCGAACGCCGGUUCAAAUCAUUCGUUCUACCUCCGUUCUCUCGCUUCCCCUCACGAAGACUAUAGAAAACCAAGAUGAUGCACUAGAACCGACAAUUCGGGGCAUGGCCCUUAAAUCCGCUGAAUAUCUAACACUGUCUACUAGCCAUGUAAGUGGCGGCAGAAUGGGCGACAUUGCAGACGAUAACCCACAGGAUUGCAUGAUAAAAAUAUCAUUCAACCAUGGUCAAGAAGACAAUAGUCUUUCGAGCAGCAACGACGAAAUGUUUAUGUUCGACACUGGGAGAGACAACGACGCGCCUGGGACAGACAUGGGCACAGUCAAUCUCCAUCCGAAAGCCGAUUAUGGCUCGGGGGAAUGCGCGCAAUUUGAUACCGACGAGUCUCUGAGAACUCCCAAAAUGACUCCGUUUACAGCGACUUCCGACUUUGAAUACGCCUGCAAAGAAACUAUAGAAUUCGGACAACGAUCAGAAAUAAUCAUUGCUGACGGGGUCGACCUUGAACGAAGCAAGGACCCAGAAACCGGGCAGUACCUCUUUUGCGUCGAACGACUUGACAUUGCCGACUGCCUGCAGACGUUCUGCUUGCAGGAGCCUUGUCCUCCCUCGCAGCAUUGUGGACAUAUCACGCUAGCUAGUCUAGAGGAGGAUCCGAUCCAAGAACAGCUGCCGUGCAAAUCUCCACCAGAGUAUGGCAAACAUGAUGAGCCCAAUCAACGUGAUUCUCAGCUUUUGAUACCUCUCGAGGGGGUAGAGUACUCGUUGACUGUUUUUAGCAAAUGUGGAGACCAGGCCGAAUGCACACAUACGCUGGUCGAAGCUACGAAUCGGAGUGCCUCCCGAUGCGCUUCUCCAGUCAAGCUUCUCGCUCUUUUCAAGAGUCUUGAUUCGGGUACUCUGAAAAUUGACCUUGGGACAGAGAUGCUUGCACAGGUGCCGGGAGACCAUGACCUUGAUCGGGCGGACGCAGAUACCAGCGAGGAGAUUGUUCGGGAGCCGGAGAACAACGACCGUAGUCGAAUGUAUGAAGACGCCAGCGAGGAGAUUUCUCAGGGGCCGGAGAACAAUGACGAUAGGCGAAUGGAUGCACACGCCAGCGCGCCAUUUCCACAGAGCCCAGCACCAGGUGACGACGAGUGCGCAUUUACAAUGGUACGAAAAGUAAUCUGCGGCCAACUAGAUGAGAUACCAGCCACGGUGGAACUACGUACUCUCCUGCAUUAUGUCUUGCUAGUGCAUAAGUAUCAGUUAGGAGGCGCACCUCGCGAACAGGCCAAGCUAUGGGCUCGAUCACUCAGUCUCAAAGCCCGCGAGCAUUUCAAUUCGGGUGACGAGGGUGAGGGUGCUAUCUUCUGGCUCUGGAUUUUCUGGAAGCUGGGAAUGCAGACCAGCUUCAAGGCACUGUCUGGGGCUAUCCAGAAACAUGCACGCGGGCCAAUCGACCAGAUGGUAAGAGGGUACCAGCUAUCACUAUCACAACAAAUUAUAGACCAGGUCGAGGAAAAGAGGAUAUCAGCCCUCUCCAGGAUACAGGAUGUUGUAGAUUCGCAGAUCGCGAUACACAGACGCGCCUACGAGGAAGUCUUCACCGCAACCCUGCCCACCGAGCCAUUUGGGUUCACUGCCCAAAUAGGCAUCCUGCAGAGCUCCCUUAUGUUUGGAUACCUCACCCUAGAAAAAGAGAGGUGGCUGUGCUCCGGCAAUACCAGAACCUUCGAGGGUGUCAGCUUCGCAAAUGUCCGCGACUGUGUUCGUUCUAUGGUGAACCUGGAAAACUGGGCGAUAGGGACGAUAACGCUCCCUGACCGGAUGUCUAGACUAUUGGCUGGCCGGCUAGAGACCGAGCAGGCUCUAGAUGCUGCUCUACAUAUAGAGGGGACGUCGGGUCUGCUCUCGCCCGAUCCCAUAGAGAGGCUGGUGGAUCUGAUGGCCGAGUUGGAGAUGGGGGGUUGGGGCGUUGGUUUGGAUUCUGUUUAA
Molecule: messenger RNA, 2571 nt
Organism: Aspergillus mulundensis
Lineage: Eukaryota; Fungi; Ascomycota; Eurotiomycetes; Eurotiales; Aspergillaceae
Exons: 4
Coding region: 1-2571 (856 amino acids)
Source: RefSeq, a predicted model, not a curated record